CAAAGCCAUGCGAGGACACCAAAACUCCACCGGAAGUUAGGAAGACUCCUUUCGGCGCCGGGAAAACGGAGAGUGGGAUUUUCCCAGUCCUUCGAUUACAUCCUGGUUUCUUCUGCUCUGGCCACCUCUGGGAAGAAAUGUCUUCUAUAAAGGCAAAUCCAAAGAAGGAAGUAAUUUCCCAGUUUCACUGUUCAGCUGCUGAAGGGGACAUUACCAAGUUAACAGCAAUACUCAGUCAUUCUCCAUCUCUUCUCAAUGAAACUUCUGAAAAUGGCUGGACUGCCUUAAUGUAUGCUGCAAGGAACGGGCACCCAGAUGUUGUUCAGCUUCUGCUUGAGAAAGGGUGUGACAGGUCCAUUGUCAAUAAAUCAAGGCAGACUGCACUGGAUAUUGCUAAAUUUUGGGGCUAUAAGCAUAUAGCUAAUUUAUUAGCUAAUGCUAAAGGUGGGAAGAAGCCUUGGUUCCUAACCAAUGAAGUGGAAGAAUGUGAAAAUUAUUUUAGCAGGACACUACUGGAUCGAAAGAGUGAAAAAAGAAAUAAUUCUGACUGGCUACUAACUAAAGAAAGCCAUCCAGCCACAGUUUAUAUCCUUUUCUCAGAUUUAAGUCCCUUGGUUACUCUAGGUGGCAAUAAAGAAAGUUUCCAACAGCCUGAAGUCAGGCUUUGUCAGCUGAACCACACAGAUAUAAAGGAUUAUUUGGCCCAGCCUGAGAAGAUCACCUUGAUUUUCCUUGGAGUAGAACUUGAAAUAAAAAAAGAGUUACUGAAUUAUGCUGGGGAAGUCCCAAAAGAUGAGGAAGAUGGGUUGGUGGCCUGGUUUGCUCUAGGUAUUGAUCCAGUUGCUGCUGAAGAAUUUAAGCAAAGACAUGAAAAUUGUUAUUUCCUUCAUCCUCCAAUGCCGGCACUUCUACAACUAAAAGAAAAAGAAGCUGGGGUUGUUGCUCAAGCAAGAUCUGUUCUUGCCUGGCACAGUCGAUAUAAGUUCUGCCCAACCUGUGGAAGUGCAACUAGAAUUGAAGAAGGCGGCUAUAAAAGAGUAUGUUUGAAGGAAGACUGUCCUAGCCUCCAUGGCGUUCACAACACAUCAUAUCCAAGAGUUGAUCCGGUAGUAAUCAUGCAAGUUAUUCAUCCAGAUGGGACCAAGUGUCUUUUAGGCAGGCAGAAAAGAUUUCCCCCAGACAUGUUUACUUGCCUUGCUGGAUUUAUUGAACCUGGGGAAACAAUAGAAGAUGCUGUUCGAAGAGAAGUAGAAGAGGAAAGUGGAGUCAAAGUUGGCCACGUUCAGUAUGUCUCUUGUCAACCAUGGCCAAUGCCCUCCUCCUUAAUGAUUGGUUGCUUAGCUGUGGCAGUGUCUACAGAAAUUAAAGUUGACAAGAAUGAAAUAGAGGACGCCCGCUGGUUCACUAGAGAACAGGUCAUAGAUGUUCUGACCAAAGGGAAGCAACAGGCAUUCUUUGUGCCACCAAGCCGAGCUAUUGCACAUCAGUUAAUCAAACACUGGAUAGGAAUGAACGCUAAUCUUUAAAUUAAAGAAUCAGGCUUUGUUUAAGUAUUAUUUGAUGUUUAACUAUCACUUAUUCCUCAAGUGAGGUAAAAAUAACAGGGCUUUUAGAAUGGCACAACACAAAAUACUAUGUUGGGUCUAUAAAAUAGUUUCUUUCCAUCUUAAAUACAAAGUUCAUAUUUAUAUAAAUUCACCCUCAUGUCAGGUUUUGUUAAAUUUGAGUCAGCCUUCUCAAAAAAAAAAAAAAUUUUUUUUUGUCUUUUUGGUUGUGCUUCACACUUUUGUCUCAUAAAACCAUAUUUCUAAUAAGAGAAAUCAUGUUUGAAGAAGUAUGUUCUAAAAAUGUGAAUAAGUCUAAAUUUCAGUCAGUUUUCCUAGUGUCACUUGUAAGCAUUAGACCAGUCAUUCAAGUUCUUUAGUUGAGAAAUGAACCAAAAUAAUUUCAAUGAAUUUAGAGCUUGCAUUGAUUUUAAAUCUUUUCAUUACCAUGGAAGUCCUUUAAGUUGCCACUAGCUGAUUUUUGCUCAUCUUCCCAUCACAGCCCCACUUACCCUUUCCUCCUGGUUCCUUUGUUCUAGUAAUGGUGUUGUUACAGUGUUGCUAGUAGUAUAAUUUGACCAGUAUUAAGAAUAUUGUUUUAACAAAUAAGUCUAAUGAGCUCAGAAUACUGCACCCUCAUGCAGGAAGAGCUUAAGUGAGAGUAUGCCAUUGUGUCUGAGGCUGCCUCCUUAAGGCUAAAAUUAAUUAGCUUAUCUGUUUACUUGUAAAUUAUAUUCAAAGCUGUUCUGAAAACAAAUUAAGAGUCUCUGUUUUUUCACUGAAAUGAAACCUAUUUGAAAGGACUUCUCAAAGGUCAGAUACUAAAUAAAUUCCAGAUAGAUUUACAUAUUUAAUAAGAACACUGGUUUUUGGUCAUUUUGUAGAAAGAAUGUAUCUACAUUAGCAAAAGUUAUAUAGUCAUUACAAACGCUAGUUAUUAUUCUGAAAUACAGUGUCUUGGUUUUGAUCUUAUUUCAGCACAUUCUAAGAAGCUUUUAUAAAAUAAGCAUAUUUUAGAACUCAAUCACUAAGACUCUAAAAUUCGCAAUUUUGCAACAUAGAAACUGUCACAUUUUCCAAAGCUUUUUUUGAAAUUAUUUUAAAAGGUACCUUGCAAAUGUACAAAUUUUAUAGUUUGACUCUAUACUGUUGUAUGUUAGAACUGGAAGAGACCUUAAGAAUAAUACAUGUAGUUCGUGGUCCUCAUUUUAUAGAUGAGGAAAGGAAGUCUGAAAAGUGAAUUUUGUUAAUUGGCAAAUGUAACACAGCUAACUAAUUACAAUAGUCUGUACUGUAUAAGCCAGUCCAAGAGACUCCCUGUAAUAGGAACUAGAAACUAUUACUGAGAACAUAUGUAAAAUAAAAGGGAAUAAGAAGAAUAAAUUUAACUUACCAAAUUUUAUUAAUUAAAAUUUAGGUUAAAAUUUAUGUAAUUUAAGAUAACUUUCUAAGAUAAACUUUAUAUUACUAAUGAACAGUGAUUGUUGAUAUCAGGACUUUAAACCAAACUAAGACUUAACACAGGACAUUUAGAUGCUCAGUGUAGUUUGAACUACUUAAGUAUAUAGAAGAAACCCUGGUGGCAUAGUGAGUAAGUACUACGGCUGCUGACCAAUAGGUCAGUAGCUUGAAUCCGCCAGGUGAUCUUUGGAAACUCUAUGGGGCAGUUUUACUCUGUUUUAUAGGGUCGCUAUGAGUCAGAAUCGACUCGACGGCAGUGGGUUUGGUUUUUUUGGGUUUAAGUAUAUAGAAAAUGACGUGACUUUAAUUACUAUAAAGUAUAAUGAGUUGUUGCUGUGAGUCAGAAUUGACUCUAUGGCAAUGGGCUAUGAUGACUUGAGGCUCAGUUUCACUCCAAAUGUAUUUUUAAUACUUACAGAUUCUAAGAUUACAUCAUAAAAGUCCAGGUUUCCAUGAUAUUAGGAGUACCUGAUGGAUUCGAACUGCCGACCUUUGACUAGCAACCGUAGUAGCCAUUAACCACUGCACCACCAGGGCUCCCAGUGUUAUAUAGGAAAGUAAGAUAUAAAGUAUCAACAAAUGCAGUUAUAAAUUUAGUUUUGCAUGUGUAAUUCUGUGCUCAGGGAAGAUCAGUAUCUAAAUAAAUUAUCGUUAAAAUAAUUAUUCUUAAAUUGCUAACCUCAGAGAGGUGAGUAGCUAUGUAUCAGUAGAAGGAAUAGCCAGUUCAAGAAAUGGUAGGGGUUUAACAGCCAUGAAUGUAUUUUAAUGGAUAUGAAUAUAACAAUAAUUAAAAUAUUUAACAGUUUUCUCUUUUGUGUGUUGUGUGUGUGUUUUAAUAUGCAUUAUGUUACAUGUUAUAUCUUUUUUAAUAUGUAUCGAUUUUUUUUUUUGAAAAAUGGAAAUAGCCAAUUUUGGGCUUAUUCCUUAUUUAGAAUUAAUAAGGUAUGGAUAAAAAUACAAUUUUUUGUAAUUGUACUUUAGGUGACAGUUUACAGCUCAAGUUAAUUUCUCAUACAAAAAUUUAUACAUGUAUUGUUAUGUGAUAUUACUUGCAGUGCCUACAAUGUGACAAUGCACCCCUCCUUUCCAUCCCGGGUUUCUUGUUUCCAUUGAACCAGUCCUGCCCUUUCCUUCCUUCUCAUCCUGCCUCCGCACAGGAGCCGCCCAUUUGGUCUCUUGUAUCUGGUUGAACUAAGAGGCACUCUUCAUGAGUAGUAUUUUAUGUUUUAUACUCCAGGCUACUCUUUGUCUGAAAACGGCUUCAGGAAUGAUUUUAGUUCUGGGUUAACAGAGCGUCCUUCAGUCACUGUCAGACCAGUAAGUCUGGUUUAUUUACGUGACUUUCAGUUCUGUUUCAUACUUUUCCCCCACUCCGUCUGGGAUACUCUGUUGUGUUCCUGGUCAGGGAAAAGUACAAAAUUUUUGAAAAAUAAUUUUUAUUUUUGGAAAACUUAAAAUUUUUAUUUGAAUCUAAAAAAUUUUAUAGU
This is a messenger RNA of Loxodonta africana (African savanna elephant), 4492 nucleotides long. It is a transcript of the gene NUDT12, whose product is annotated as nudix hydrolase 12. Lineage: Eukaryota; Metazoa; Chordata; Mammalia; Proboscidea; Elephantidae. The record is from RefSeq and is a predicted model, not a curated record. The coding region runs from base 138 to 1526 and encodes 462 amino acids. Gene Ontology annotation, cellular component: peroxisome; cytosol. Gene Ontology annotation, biological process: NAD+ catabolic process; NADP+ catabolic process. Gene Ontology annotation, molecular function: NADH pyrophosphatase activity; protein binding; metal ion binding. The transcript has 7 exons.